CCAUAGCGAGAAACAAUAUGGCGGAUAAAAACAGACAUGUAAUCGUUUCAUAACGUUCUUGCUCGCUUAUCUGAUGGGAGAAAACCAAGCGAUGGAUCAACUAAGAAGCAAUCAUGGCUGAUAGUGGAAAUUAUUCUUUUUCCAGCCACAACCUUCCAUCACCUGCAAUGAGGCAGUCUUUCAAUAGACCUGCGAUGAUGUUACAGAACAGCAAAUUACAGUCACCGGAAAACAGAUUUGGUUUAUCGCCAAACAAGGCAGCUGAAAGUCAAGACGAUAAACCUUUUACAACAAAGGAAGGAGAUACUCAAAGGGUGAAAUUUGCGCCUCAUCCACCAUCUUCACCGCGAGCAAACGCUCCUGAUUCUAAAGUCCAUCGCGUUGCGGGGUUAAAUUCAAAAGGAGUCAAGAGAUCCCGCCACGAAUCGCCAAGGAACUCUCCAUCUGGAUCAGAAGAUGAAAGGAGAAUUCAUAAACAAGUUAAUAAUGUGAUACUUGAUCCUUUGCCCAUGAGGCGAGGAAGUACAGGGAGUUUGAAUAGUAUGGGGUCCAGCGAAUCUUUGGGUAGUCCUCGUCAAAGAAAUCGAAAUCUUAGGGGAGUAGAACCUCUACGAGAUAUCGUUUCCGAUAAAGAUGUCACUGGUAACUUUAAAUCAUACCAGAAUAGAGCAAAAACUGACGAUUCUGGUAGAAAAAUUUUGAAAAAUGUGGUCCAUCCUAUGAGAGUAACACAUGACCAAACUGCAAAAGGAGAAAGAAAUGUUCAAGAAACAUUACCUGUGAAAGUGAAUUCUGAGCGGUCAGUUUCUUUAAACAAUAAAACUCCUUCUGAAGAUGAGGUCACACUAUCAUCUUCUAAUGACAGUUUGACAAGUGUGAGUGACAGCGAGGAAGAUUUAGUAAGUGAUGGCGACAUACCACGAAACAGGAAAUUAGAAUUAGGGAAACAUAGAGAUCCUAAUUCAACUCUUCCCACCGUUCCUGGUCAGCUCAAUGAUAGAACUCUUGCAUCAAACUCAACUGGUUUGUAUGAAAGUAUUCAUCCACAGAAGGUUGAUAAUGUGCGGAAUAACUCAACCUCAGAUUUACGCAAUCUCAGUAAGGAACUGGAGAGAGUUGCUACUAAUGAUGAGAAGUAUGGAUCAGAUACAGACCUGUCUUUGCGAUCAACAGGACAGGCCUCAAAUCUCUCCACCAUGUCCAUGUUGCCGCGUGUGUCUGCACAGACAGCACGGACAAGAAGUGGCAACUUUUUAAAAGAGGAAAUGGAGCGGUAUCUGCCUGACCAUCAAAUUGGUGUGUUUGUAGCUACCUGGAAUAUGCAUGAAGAAAAGGUUAGUUGUAUGUUUAAACAAGUUCCAGUAAUAUGUCAUAGACAUGACUAUCUCAUAUGGAAGACCAUGAAUUGAACAUGAUAUAUGUUUUUUAUCCCUAAAGUCAGUUUAUAUUAAUCUUGUGACAAAUGAGAAGGCUAUCAGUCAACAUUGAUAACAUUAGUCAGCUAGGAAUAAUGACAGGUUAAAAGUGUGCAUUCAGCCUGUUUGGUAGUUGUUGGAAACGUUUAGGAGCACUGGUGUAGAAGUGGGUUGUGGGUGUGUCUGACUAUGCUAUAAUUUGAAACUAUUUGCAGGCACCUGCUAGUAAGAUGUGCGAUGUUAGCACAAUAAUAAUUAUUAUUAAAUAUAAUAAUUAUAAUUAAUAAUUAUUAGAAUUAUGUUACAUAAAGAGCUAUAAAAUUUCAAAUAUUCAAAUAAUGACGCAUUUAAAAGCACACACUUUGUGUGGAAAUAAAAUCACCAUGUUUAAGAAUUGAAAGGUAAUGUAGAUUAAGUAAUUGAUGAAAAAUAAACAUUAAAAUUUAACAUAAGAGAUAUGCUUGAUUAAAAGAAUUGAGAUAGAUAGUGUAUGUUUGUCCUCCCGUAUGCUUUUGCCAUAUGUCACUAACUAAAGACAACCAGUGAUAAUGUUAGCUUUUUUAUUGUCAGCAUAAAAAAUGGUAUGAUUAUUUUUCUAUCAAAACAAACUUGUAGUCAGCUUUGCUUUCAUGAAAACUGUAAAAUGAGGUGUUAACUUAAAAUGAUACAACGUAGUCUUUUAUUUGUGUUCUCUACAGGAAGUUCCGUUUUACUUGGAUAAUUUUCUGAUACCAGAUUCCACUGACUUCCUACAAGAUCUUUAUGUUAUUGGUUUGCAGGAAAGCACAUCAAUGAGGUAAUAGAUUUUGGUUUCACGUUAUUGCUGUUAAAUGAUGCAGGCCGGGAUAAGAUCAUUGCAACAACAUUUUUAAAGUCUAUUACAGCCUUAGGUGGCAAGCAAGCUCUCUGGGACACUCUGAGAGCUUGAACAACAUCUCUGGAAUUUGAAUAUAUCUGCAUCAAAAAAGUCGAUGUGAAAUGUUGAUUGGUGGAGGUGACAUUAGUAAUGAUGUCAUCACCCAUGGCACAUGUUUCUCAAUGGUUGUUUACAUUUGCACUCGUUUCCACUUUACACUGAUUGGCAGAAAUCUGACAGCUCAGUCGACGGGGAGCCACAGGGAGAUUAGAGGUGGAAGUCAAAUUCCAGAGACAUAGCUGCAAGCUCUCUUUCCAUUUCCCGCCCCACUGCCAGAGUGCCCCAGAGAGCUUGCUUGCAGGCUUUUACUGCUUAAGUUCUUAUUUUUGCUUCCAUGGACCAUAGUGUUUUUCCUGAAUUUCCAAACAGAGAGCAUACCGAAUAUUGAAGCUGCAGGGAAAAGGCCUCCAAGAGAUUGUUAUUAUUAAUAAUUAGUAAUAACGAUCUCUCGUUAUUAUUAAUAAAUAGUAAUAACAAUCUCUUGGAGGCUUUUACCUUGUAGCUAAUUAGGAAUUAUUUGAAAUCACUAAUGUAAACAAUCAAAUUUAUAAUUUAAGAGAUUAUUAUUAAUUGUCUAUGUUAUUGAUUGGUGCAAUACUGAUUUCAAAUAAUUUCUGAGGGGCACUUUUCCUCAUAUUUUCAAUAAUUAUUUUGUUCUUUGUUUUGAAUUUGAGGGAACAUAUUAGGUUUAGUAAUUAAGAACUAUUGAAUUCAGCUUUCAUAUCAUCUGAAGAAUUAUGGAGAUUGAGGAGGGCGUUAUCCAUCGAGGCCAUAUUUAUUGUUAUUUAUAUUAAUACCCUUAUUCCAGGAAAGAGUGGGAGAUACGCUUGCAGGAGACCCUUGGUCCAUCUCAUGUACUGAUGCACUCAUGUUCUUUUGGAUUGCUGCACUUGGCUGUGUUUAUCAGGAGGGAACUUGUUUGGUUUUGUUCUGGUAAGUGUUCUUUUCCAGUAGACAAGUACCCCUAAAUAUACUCAGAAUUAAUUCCCCGCUCCCUCCCAUUAAAAUCAAGAGUGGGAAAACGGCAUGAUUUGACCUUUGAUUUUUUGGGGAGUGGGUUCCUUUUCCAUUCUAUUCUGUUCAAGAUUGUAGCUUGCCACUCCCCGUGAAUGAAAUACACCCGGGGGAACAGCGAGACAGUGGAGCCAAGCUUUUUAAGAAAACAACCUGAUGGCCAUCCAGGCUUGAGCCUGAACCAUACAAACUCAAAGUUCAAGGUAUCACUUCUUGGCCAGGGUACCUCAUGAUACAAGGUAGAUUGCAACAUCUUUUUCAAAUGGUUAGAUGGGAUUAUUGAGACACAAACGGAUGAAGAAAACUCAUUACGAUUUGAUACUCAACAAACUGCAAGGCUGUUAUGAGAGAAAAACCAUACGCCUUGCUAAAGAAGUGUAAGAUUUGUGCAAAAACUAAGACGUCCUUGUUGCCCAAAGGCAAGAGUUGGUCAUCUUGGCCACAAGGCAUCACUAGCAUGCUGCCCUGUAUCUGUUUUGACCUUGUAUGUAUAAUGUAUUUGUGAUUACUUAUUAUUCAUGGAUUUUUUCUGUAUCAAAUAGCUGUGACUGAGGACAGUGUAUCAACCAGAGUUGGACACAUGAUUAAGACCAAGGUUAAGGAAGUGUCUUUUUAUCUACAGUUAAAUCUCUUCAAAUGUAGGAGGCAAAUGGUUUAAGGCAGUAUGCACUUCAAAGCUUUCAUAAUUUGUGUCAUUUCUCAUUUAAACUUGAGUUUUGUAGGUCUGUGUUUCCCCUAAGAGUUUUGGUAAAAAAUUAACACCUUUUGGAGGAAAUGUUUCAAACACUAGAACUUGCUACUGAAAUUUAAAUUAGACUCAAUUAUCAGUAAGUAACUUCUUGUGAACUGAUGAUUAAGGAUGUCAUUAGACAAAAAGAGCAUUUAACUACUAAAAUAUUUUUGGAAGAACCAACAGUAGUUGGAAGGGUAUGAACAAAUUUUUAAUGAAGUUGAAGUUUAAAGGUUUUUAGUUUUGGCAAAGGGAGUGAAUGGUUAAGUGCUCUAGAUUUAAACUCAGUCUCCCCAGGUUUAAAUCCUCAGUCUGGCCUCUAGCUUACUAAAGUUGGUCUUGGUAGUGCCAAGUUCAACUCCUCUGGUACACUUGUAUUUAUAGCUAGCUGGCUCCAAUUUGGCCAGCUGGGGCUCUUACUUUCUGCAUUUAGUAUUAAUAAACUAAUUUCUGUCCUUAUUUGUGAAAACUACUAGGUGACCAGAAAUUGUGUCACAUACAGCUGUACCCCUACAAUAUUUACAAAGGCAUUUUUUUAGCUUUUGAAGUGUGGUUGUGGUUAAAAAGCAAUGCAAUAAUCGUUCAUUCCUGUUUGUGUUUUAAUGCUUCUUGCAGGGCGCAUUGGCUGUUUCCCUCAGUAUAUUUGGAACAUCAUUCCUCUUUAUUGAUUCACAUUUUACUUGUAAGUUUUCUGUUGAAUAGAGAAAAUUAUUGCAAUAGUCACAAUUGGUGAUAAAAUUAGUUGAGACACUUUAUCCUAAAGGGCCUUUGUGAUGUUUUGCCAUCUUCAACAGGGGAAAAUGAAGCUGGCUUACUAUCCCCCAUUCCUUCCAGUUGAUGUCACACAAGCUGUAUGCUGCUUGCAGCUUUGCCUCUGGCUCACUUAUUUUCUUGUGCCUCAUACUCUGAUCUCCACCACUUGGAAUGGAAAGUUUUCUUGCAGGCCAACUUUGUUGCUGUGUGUGAUACAUAUUUGUUCUAUCUGAUAAUUAAGAGCAAUUGUAGGUCUGGUAAUGUGGAAUGUAAAAUGAAUCAUUUGAUAAUAAUAUUUUUAUCGUUUGUUAAAUUACCCUGCAGCUGAUGAGGGAAAAUCUUUGGAUCGUGUCAAUGAUUACAAGACAAUCUGCAAGUCUCUUUCGUUAUCUCCUGAUAACAAACCCAAUGCAAGCAAUGGUUAGUAGAGCUUGGAUUUUCCAUGACCUAUAUUUGAACUUGAUGUGUACUACACCAAUUGAUCAUGCAUUCUCUUUCAAACUCUGGAAAAUUCGGAUUGAUUCUUCAACAAUUUGCAAGUUAGUACAGCCAUUCAUUUUCUACAGGCUAGGUCUUAGUUUUACAUUUGUCCGUCACAUUUUUCUUUCUUCUUUCAGAUCAGACAGAUCUUACGGCAAACUUUGAUCGAGUGUUUUGGUUGGGGGAUUUUAACUUCCGGGUGACUUUAGAAAGAUCAAAAGUGGAUGAGAUACUUGAGAAAUAUAAAGAUCAGGAAAAUCCAGAGUGUAAGGUUGGUAUAAUCCUUUGAAACAUUUCAAAACUUUUAUUUGCCCUGCUGCUUUGAACUUCAGAACUUAAAGUGAACUCGAAAUUGUUACCAACUAAACUUUUCCACUGCUGAAUUUUUUCCAGGAGUUAUUGGAAAAAGACCAACUGUUAGAUCUCAUGGGACAAGGUGACUUUUUUUUUUCCUUUUUUUUUUGUCAUUGUAUGUCAAAGGUUUUCACUUUUUUAUCUUAAAAGUAACUUCGUUAUUCCUUUUGUUUUGCAAAUCCUAAAAUGUAUUGAUUGACUUGUUAUAGCCUGGGACCAGGCUCCGCACUGGGGGAAAAUGGCGAAAAAAAUCGUUGAGGGCGAAAAAAAUGGCGUUCGAAGCGAGCUGAACGGCGGUCAGAGGAGGAAAAAGGCGACCGCUUGCCGUUUUUCUUUUUGCUGCUGCGGAACUUGAUUCCAAGCUAGGCUUGUUAAAAUUCUCUCAAGGUUUUCUUUUCUUGUGGUGGGUGAUUUUUUACAGGGAAAGUGUUUGUUGGAUUCAGUGAACAACCAAUCAGAUUCCUUCCAAGUUACAAGCAUGAUAUACAGAGUGAUACAUACGAUUCAUCAUCAAAGAAUAGAGUACCUUCCUGGACGGUGAGUUGUUACCUAUCGAAGCUGACGGGCUCGCAAGCAUUGUGCUUGUUUUUCUGGCAAAAGAUUAGCCGGUUGUCUGAUUCAACUAAACGCAAACUGUUUUGUAAUGAUUCCUGAAUCGUAUUCAUCUGAGUCUCUCCGUCGUGAAACCUAUAAAUCCCCCGUGGAAAAAAAAAAAGCGCAAAUAAACUCAGCAAUAUGAAAAAUAGCCGGGGAAAACAACCGACGUUUCGCGGGACAACCACUGGUGGAGUCGCGGAAUGUUGGCUGUCUUCUCAAGCUGGAUAAGAGAACGUGUAACGGUCAAGUUAAAAAAGAAUUUGUUCAACCUUUACUGGAAAAAGAGAAACACGUUUUGCAGUGGAGAUGUUUUCCGUUCGGCCUUUCCCCUCUCCCCGAAAAAAAUUACUUUGUCCAUGAAGUUAUGAUAACGUGGAACUUGUACAUUUCGAAAUAACGAUUUGUUUUGUUUGUUUGUUUGUUUUGCAGGACCGUAUUCUUUACCGGAGUAACGAUCUAUCAAGUAUCGAGCCAUUAAUGUACAGCAGCUGUGUAUCUGUGAAGACGUCAGAUCAUAGGUAAACUAGCUUGCGUGGCAAGCGUUAGCCUGCGUUGCAUCCAACCCUGACGCAUUUGGCCUGCGUUGCAGCCGGCCCACGCAUAGCGCGUCUGCGACGCAGAAGACGCAGACAAGGCAAGCGUCAGUUAGCUUUUUAUCGUUAGUUUUUAUGGGGUCCUCUCCCCUCUAGUGCGCGCGCGUCUUGAAAAUUUCUUCCUUUACCCUGAAAAAACUCUGCGCCUGUUACGCAGGCAACAAGACACAUCUGAGUUUUUGUCAAGCAUGUUUCUACUUUUGAGCCUUUUGGAUAAAGCAAUGAUCUGUGCCGAUGACCUGUGAAAUGUUUCGUGCAUUUUGUUUUUACCACUAGCACGAGUAAUUAGACAACUAUGAAAUACCAACACUGUGAAAUAAGAAGGAGUAUCAUUUUAAAUAAUUUUGCAGUGAGUCUUAGUACACGUCCAUGCGUUUGUGUUGUUUAUGUCUUUAUUUUUUCUUCUUACAGGCCUGUAUUUGGCAUUUAUCAAGUCAAACUUAAUCCUUGUCCCGACAGGUGAGUUGAUCAGCAUCUUAUUCUCCUUACCAGGAUCUUGCACCUUAUUCUACUACAAAGUCAAAUUAUCUAGUUAUGAGAAUAAGGAGAAUGAACACUAAAGUUAUGAUGUUCCAAUUUUUACACGAAGUUUCCUUAAUAGUGCCAAAGAAAGUGUAUUAUGAGCAGUGCUGAGAAACUGAGUCUCGACUAAUAUUUGGGACCAGUUUGUUCUUUGUUUCUUAUUUUCUUUUUUCACCCGUAAUAGAAUGCAAGUAAAGCCACUUUUUCUUUUAUUUAUCAGCAUUCCCCUGACUGGAGGACAAUACAUUCGGGAUGUUUAUGUAGAAGGUAUGUUAAACUGUUUCCAUCUUGGUCUUAAAACUACCGAGGAGGUACAUAUAACAGGUGUUAUUUUUUCGCGUUUUCCAGGCGAGCGAAGGCAAGCGCGAAGCGAGCGAGGAGCGCCAGACAUGUUGCCCGACAGGGAAAGCCCACUUGGGAUAAAACAGCGACGUUUUUCUUUUUGAAAAAAGCUGUGCUAAGGUUAUGAGAAAUAUUGUGUUCACGUGCAUGGUUCAGUUAGAGAUCCAUUUUUCUCGAGUCAACGACACACACUCAGUCAGUGUGUGGUCGUUUCCCAGGAUCGUGUCGUCUACGAAUAAAUCUUUUACAUUUAUGAACAGUACAAGCUAAGUGGAUUAAAAAGGUAGUUGACAAGACCGCUGACUUUUGUUCGUUUUUGUCGUGAAACAGCUAACCGAAGACGAGCUGCAGGACCCAGGACUGACGGACAAAGCGCUGUUUGCGUCAUUCUCUGAAGUGAACCACAUCCGGGAAACAUGCUUCCAGUUGCGACAAGUAAAACCUAUCUGUGAUGUACCUCCAACGUCAGCUCUUUAUCAUCCUCUGGAGUUAUGAAUGUAUAGAGUCACUGUGACCAAAUCCUUCUCCGCGUUCAAAAUAGGGACUUUGCCAUCGUGGCAGUGUUAAAAAUGCAGACUGCGGACUGACUGUGGACUACUGUUUUUAGGGUUAGAAUACAAUGGGACUAUUGUUGUUUCGUACUCAUUUACAUGGUGAAAACAGUAGUCCGCAGUCUGCGUUCUACAUUGACCGCUUUGCCAUCCGACAACGGUGACGCCAAUGCAAUAUCGUUCCCAGGUUUCUCCCGUACUCUUUUAUACGGGGAGAAGGAGACAACCCUGGGAACGAGGUUGAAAAAACGGAGAAGGUUCUGGAGUCAAGUUUCCGCAUGUUGAGUGUGUUGAGCAAAAGAUGAGUUUAAUGAAUUUCCAAAUAUGAACAGAGCAAGGUCAGCAAGUGUAGAAACAUAUAUUUCAACGGUUCGUAGUGAUGUUAGUAGUUUUACAGUGUGUUGCGUUAUCAUUAAUCCUGGUUUCGCACAGGUUUCGUUCGUUGAAAAUUUACUUUUGGAUCUUUUAUUUUUGAUUGUACAUAAGAUAAAAUUAAUAUCAGCGAAAUAAAGGUCGCUGCCGCAUGCAUACGUAAUAAAAUCAAGGACCCUUUCAUGAUGUAAAUAGUCCAAUAGUUGAAAAGUAGUCAACCCAAAG
Molecule: messenger RNA, 8864 nt
Organism: Porites lobata
Lineage: Eukaryota; Metazoa; Cnidaria; Anthozoa; Scleractinia; Poritidae
Source: the annotation of a GenBank genome assembly